This is a messenger RNA of Mus musculus (house mouse), 20264 nucleotides long. It is a transcript of the gene Lpp, whose product is annotated as LIM domain containing preferred translocation partner in lipoma. Lineage: Eukaryota; Metazoa; Chordata; Mammalia; Rodentia; Muridae. The record is from RefSeq and is a predicted model, not a curated record. The transcript is spliced from 10 exons. Bases 5166 to 7007 code for a protein of 613 amino acids. Gene Ontology annotation, cellular component: plasma membrane; nucleus; cytosol.
UUCAUACAUGAGUGUUAUAUUUACAUCAUUUUCACCUAUCUCUCUCCCCACCAAUUUCUCCCUAAUUUCCACACUUCUGCUUAAAUCUGUGACCUCAUAGUCUUCAAUUAUUAUUGUUUAUAUAAACACCUAUGUUUGUGUGAUUAGUCCUCAGACACACACACACACACACACACACACACACACACACACACACACACACACACACACUUUUCUAUAUUUUCCCUUCUGAGUCCUGAGUGUUGUUUGUAUGUAUAUGUUUAGAUUCAUUUCCUCUUAUAAAUGAAUAACCAAUUAGGAGUUCAUCCUUGGGAAAGAUGGGUUCUCUGUCUCUCUUGUCAUUGGUUGCCCAUAGCUCUUCACUUCACUAGCCUGAUCAAGUUUCCCUCAGCCCUAUUGCUACAUCAACAGGUAUUGUCACUAUGCUGGUCUUAGUUAGGCAGCCAUAUUAUGGAGACUUCAUGGACACAGUUACAUAAAUAUACAAGGCCACUGUGAAGCCAAUGGUAUAGUCUUCUGUUUUUAUUUUUAAUUUUCUGUCCCCUUUUCUGCAAUAUUCUCUGAGCCAUAGGUCUAGGCCUUGCCUUGCCUUGCAAAUAUAUAUUUGGGGCUAGGCAUUCUGUGGCCCAUUGUACUUAGCCUUAUAACGAGCUAUGGGUUUCUAUAAUUAUUUUCCUGUGCUGAAAAAAGAAGCUUCUUGUGUUGGGGAUGUGGGCUACAUUUGCCUAUUGGCAUAGGGAUAACUAUUUAGGAUGCAGUUAGAAAGUAUGCUGGGUUAGGGAAGUGUCAGUAGUGGGCUCUCUUCUAGGGAUCAUGAGCUCACAAACUACAGGUAGUUGGUCAGCUUUAUAGUAGCAGGGAGAGUUGAAUUCUCUUCCAUUGAACUGGCUUCAAGUUCAGUGGAUGCUGAUAGUGCACAAUGUAUUAGUGCCACUACUGUAGCCGUGGGGAUACCUUGCUGGACAGGUGGGUGUGGUUCCUAGACUUGCAGGCUUGGUAUGCCUGCUGAUUGUGCUCUAGCCUGGCAGUUUGCAUGCUCCUUCUGGAUGCUCUGCAGGGAGGAUUCUUGCAAGGUGAUUCCUGCUGGAUUCCUCCAAGUUCUGAGUUUAAUGUGCUGUGUCUUCAGAAACAGGACCUUAUUUUCAAAUCCUGGGAGGCAACCAAGGCUAAUGGCAUUUGCCUCUGUUUGGAGGAGUCUCUUGGCUAACAACUUGAAGGCAGGUUUUCCAUGUUUGUCACAGGGGAUUUUGGUAGCUAUUCUUUGAGUCCUGGGGGCAUUAUCAUCCCAAGUAGUUAACUCCAUUUAAUUUACCCCCUCUCUGUAUAUUAUAAUUAUAACAUAUAAUUAUUAUAUAAUAUAAUUAUAAUGUAUAAGGUUUAUAUAUUCUAUAUAAUGUAUUUUUAAGGAAAUCUAAUAUUUCUCUAUGGUUUUCAAACAACCAUUCUCUAUCUAUACUCCCCUCCCUCUCCUCCAUCUCCCUCCACAGUUAAAGUUCCUCCUUUUUCCCCCUUUCCCCUUCAUAGCAACUGUAUUCAACCUAGCGCCUUCACCCCCUCCACACCAUGGGCUCUUCCACUAACCAUGGUUCUUUUUACCUUCAUGGCUUCUGCAGGCAGUCUAGAUUGCAUAUACCCAUAUUUAUGGAUUUGCAGCUAGGAUCCACGAAUGGGAAAGAAUAGGCAGUGUUUUGUCUUGCUUGGUCUGGGUUACCUCAGUCAGUAUAAUAGUCUAUAACUCAGGCCAUUUACUUGCAAAUAUCAUAAUUUAACUUUUCUUGGGUCCAGAUGGAUUCACAGCAGAAUUCUACCUAUCUUUUCAUUCCUUCAAUGAAGCCAGUAGCACAGAAAUGUUUUAACAUACAUAGGUCAAUAAACAUUAUAAGUUACAUAAAUAAACUUAAAUAAAUUCCAUGAUCAUCUGAAUAGAUGGAGAAAAGUCCUCUGACAAAGCAACUUGCUCUCAUGUUAACAACAUGCCCUUCUAGAGUGGGGAAGACUGGAGGAAACAUAUUCCAUCAUAUGGCAUAUGUACAAACCAAUAGCCAAUAUUAUCCUAAAUGAAGAAAAAUAAAACCAGGGAUUAGACAGCUGUCUACUACCCCUAUUUCUUUUCAACACACUGCUUGAAGCACUAGCUAGAGCACAGGGACAAAAGAAGGAAAUUACAGAGCUAGAAAUAGCAAAAGGAGAAAUCAAGUCACUUGGUUUUCAGAUGAUUUGAUAUUUUACAUAAAGACCCUAUAUGAUAUGAUAUUAUGCAUCUGACAUCCCCAAAAUUCCACCAGAAAACACCGAGAAAUGAUCAACGCCUUCAGCAAAGAGGCAGGGUACAAAAUCGACUUAUAAACCUUCCUGUGUACCAAUGCCAGACUCACAGAGAAAGAGAUCAUGGAAACAGUCCCAUUCUCAAUAGCUUGAAAAAAAGCACCUGUGAAUAUGCCUAGCCAAGGAGCUGGAAACUUCUGCAGUAGAACUUUAAGUCCCUGAACAAGAUACUAAAAGAUAGAAAGACCACCCGAGUUCCUGAAUUAUUAGAAUCAAUGUGGCUAUCCUACCAACAGUAACUUACCUUAUGUCCUACCUGAAAGUAUUUGAACUGCCAUUCCCCUGGAUGAUUUCUGAAUCCGCCUUUGCCUGUUGAAUGCUAAAAUCAUCUCUUUGGAUAACAUCUGCUUUUAUAUUUCUCUCCAUCUAGGCUAGUGGUUCUUAACCUUCCUAAUGCUGUGACCCUUUAAUGCAGUUCCUCUUACUGUAGUGAACCCCAACUGUAAAGUUACCUUCAUUGCUACUUUAUAGCUGUAGUUUUGUUACUGCUAGGGAUCAUAAUAGAAAUAUUUUUGAGAGAGAGGUUUGUUGAAGGUUUGUCAUUGCACACAGAUGAGAAUCAUUGAUCUAUGCAAAUGCACCUAUAGGCUUUGAACUGUCAGGGUCCUAUUUCACUGCCCAUCUCGGUUCCUUUUCCUCUUAGGUAGAACUGAAAGGAUGAAGUUGCUUUCAUGAGCUACUUAGAAAUUCCUUUGUAAAAAUAUUUUCCAUCAAAAACGGUUGAAUUGAAAUAUAUCUUUCUGUCUUCUAUGUCUUUCUUCUAGUCCCUCUCAUGUCCUAUUGAUUGCUUCUUUUUGUUAUUAUUUUACAUACGAUGAAAAAUGCAUAAAUAUAUGCAUGUAACCUGCUAUAUCCAUUUUAUGUGGCUAAACAAGAUCUGAGUAAUGCUACCAGGAAACAUGUUGAUACAGAAAGAGGAGAUCUCAUUUGUCCCUCCCCUAGAUGCAUAACUGCAGCCAAAUAAGACCUUUGAGAAGGGGAGGAGAUUAGCCUGUCCCAGGGAAGAGCCCCAAUUGGUUAUCCAAUACUAAGUGGCCAGUCUGAAAUCAAAUACCUGCAGGCCUUCUUUAGAAAAAUCACAUUUUUUAAAUUUAAAUACUUGCUUACUUGUCUGUACAUGCUUGUUUUCAUGUAUGUUAAGGUAUCUGUAGAGUCCUGAAAAGCCAGUGCAUCCCUUGGAGGGAAGUUAGAGGUUGCUUAGAGCCAGUUGUCAUGGGAGCUGUGACCCACAUUCUGUUCUUUCCAGCUGCAUUUGAAAAUGCUGGCACUUGUGAGCUUCUGCACGUGGAGGCCAAUGCUGCCUUUGGAUGUCUCUCCUCUGGGGCUGUCCACCUUGUUGUUUUGAGACAGGGGCUCUCACUUAGUUUGGAAUUCAAUGAUUCUGUUAAGAUGGUUGGCUAGUCUCUUUCUUCCUCCACCUUCCUGGCAUUGAAGUCACAAAUAUGUACCACCAUGCUUGGCUCUUUCAUCUGGAUUCUAGGGAUCCAGUGUUAGUCCUUGUGCUAGCAAGACAGCCCAUUGUUUACAGAACAUUUUCCCAAGCCUUAGAUACUCCCAACAGCACCCGUGCUAAGAUGAUUAUCCCUAUGUGCAAAUGUAAUUUUCUCAGGGUUGGGUCCCAUGUUCUUGGUGUGUCAUAGUUGAAAUGUUUAUGCUGCCCCUCCCUGCAAUCUUUCCAUUGUUGUGUGUGCUACAGGAACUGAGAGGAUUGUGACAGUCUCAGCUGGUUUCUCUUCUCGUUUAGACAUCAUUGUUUGUAACAAUUCUGAACGUCGUCUUUCCCCACCUAUCAGAUUGUAAGAUUAUUGCUAUACUUAAUUUUCUUUUGUUACCCUGGCUUGAGAAUAUUCACUUAUAACUUUCCUUUGAAAUGCCUUUGUUAAUAAUUUUCCCUUCUGUAUAUAUUUUACACACACACACACACACACACACACACACACACACACACACUCAUGCAGUCAUUAUUUCACUUGACUUUGAUCCAGGUACAGAAUAUUUUCACUUAGAGCAGAGGACACUGAAGCCUGUGAUGGCUGAGAGCAGAGCCUUGUUCACUGCUGGAUGAUGGAGCAGAUGCAACCACCAGCAUCCUGGAUCUUCUUGCCAUUUUUCAUCUUGUUUCCCAAACUCCUUCUAUGUUCUGAGUCUCUGGCCGUUUUCUUUGGGGCAUGAGUGAUUUAGUGAUUUCUCUUGAGCCCUACGUGUUACUGCCUCAAGCGCCUGUUCCCCUGCUUUCCACUGGUCUCUGUCCCCAAGAGGAUCCAGGGUGUGCAAGUGUCCCUCCUUCACUUAAGAUGUUGGUGAGGGACUGAGUUCCCUGGAAUUCUUAUAGUCCCGCAGGCAUUUCCUGGGAUUUUUGCCUCUUAGGCAUUGUAAGUGUAGAUUGUUACAGUCUGAAUAUUUGGGGUCAGAUCUGAAAACUUGGGGUCAGGGAUUCUUUUGUUCCUUAAGGUGUGUUGGGUCUGUUUCUAGUUUCAUGACCUUUGUUUCUUUACUUUCGUCUUUGAGGGAAUUGAAAGGUUAAGUUUUGUUAUAGCUGGAAUCCAAGUAAAUUCCCUCAUGAGCAGAAAGACAGAGUUCGGAGAGAAUGGACUUCCCCUGUGUGUUGUCUUUAGUUACAGAAACAGUCAGUGGUGGAACCUGGGGCAGAUUGCUGAGAGUCGAUAUUUUUGGCACCUGUUGGUUUCAUCGUCAACACUGUGUGUUGAGCCUGAAUCUUCCCAGAACGCCUCAGAAGUUCUGAGAAGGUCUGGGUGCUCUCUGGGUGGCUCCUGGAUCCCUGGGAUGGCUCUAUUGCUCAGCAAAGGCAUCAUCAACACAGACAUCACCAGAUUUCCACAAUGUCUCACCCAUCUUGGCUGCCACCCAAAAGCACUGGUGAGCCUCUUGGCCACGUGCCUGCACGGAUGGAGACCACCCAUUCUUUUGGGAACCCCAGUAUCUCAGUGUCAACACAACAGCCACCCAAGAAGUAUGCUCCAGUUGUUGCUCCGAAACCCAAGUAUAACCCAUACAAGCAGCCUGGAGGAGAGGGUGAUCUUCUCCCACCGCCACCACCACCUCUAGAGGAUCCUGGUACCAUCCCACCUGGUCCCGGACACUUCCCUCCUCCUCCACCACUGGAUGAAGGGGCUUUCAAAGUGCAGCAGGGAAAUCCUGGAGGCAAGACCCUGGAGGAAAGGCGCUCUAGUCUAGAUGCAGAGAUCGACUCCUUGACCAGCAUCUUGGCUGAUUUGGAGUGCAGCUCACCCUACAAGCCACGUCCCCCACAGGGCUCUGCUAGUUCAAUAGCCUCUCCUCCAGUUUCUACUCCUGUCACAGGACAUAAGAGAAUGGUCAUUCCACAGCAGCCACCCCUGACAGCAACCAAGAAGUCCGCAACAAAACCACAGCCUGCACCCCAGGCUGCACCCAUCCCAGUGACUCCAAUUGGAACACUCAAACCCCAGCCUCAGCCAGUUCCAGCCUCCUAUACUACGGCAUCCACAUCUUCAAGGCCCACCUUUAAUGUGCAAGUGAAGUCAGCUCAGCCCAGCCCACAUUACAUGGCUGGUCCAUCCUCUGGACAAAUAUAUGGUCCAGGGCCUCGUGGCUAUAACAACCAGCCAGUUCCUGUAUCGGGACAGUGUCCUCCUCCUCCAACCUGUGUUGGUACCGACUAUGCAUAUAUUCCACCAUCUGGACAUCCGCCUGAGUCUGGAUAUGGGUAUACCUCCAACCAAGGACGCUAUUAUGAACCUUACUAUGCAGCAGGUCCUAGCUAUGGGGGCCGAAGUGAAGGUGAUACUGCUUAUGGGCAACAGGUUCAACCUAAUACCUGGAAGCGGGAAGCUGCGUAUGCCCCUCCUGCAAGCGGGAAUCAGAACCAUCCUGGCAUGUAUCCAGUCAGUGGCCCCAAGAAGACCUAUAUCACAGACCCUGUUUCAGCGCCCUGUGCACCACCACUGCAGCCAAAGGGUGGAUACCCUGGGCCUAUGGGGCCUCCUUCCAUCCCCCCAUCAUUCCGCCCAGAAGAUGAGCUCGAACACUUGACCAAGAAGAUGCUGUAUGACAUGGAGAACCCACCCGCUGACGAUUACUUUGGCCGUUGUGCCCGCUGUGGGGAAAAUGUUGUUGGAGAAGGAACAGGAUGUACUGCCAUGGAUCAGGUCUUCCACGUGGAUUGCUUCACCUGCAUUGUCUGUGAUGUCAAGCUCCGAGGGCAGCCUUUCUAUGCCGUGGAGAAGAAGGCAUACUGCGAGCCCUGCUACAUUAAUACCCUGGAGCAGUGCAGUGUGUGUUCGAAGCCCAUCAUGGAGCGGAUCCUCCGUGCCACCGGGAAGGCCUACCACCCCCACUGCUUCACCUGCGUGAUGUGCCACCGUAGCCUGGACGGCAUCCCAUUUACUGUGGAUGCUUGCGGUCUCAUUCACUGCAUUGAGGACUUCCACAAGAAAUUUGCCCCGCGCUGUUCUGUGUGCAAGGAACCUAUCAUGCCAGCCCCAGGCCAGGAGGAGACUGUCCGCAUUGUGGCUCUGGACCGUGAUUUCCAUGUGCACUGCUAUCGCUGUGAGGACUGUGGUGGUCUUCUGUCCGAAGGAGACAACCAAGGCUGCUACCCCUUGGAUGGACACAUUCUCUGUAAGACCUGCAACUCGGCUCGCAUCAGGGUCUUGACGGCCAAGGCAAGCACUGACCUGUAGAGUCAAUAGCCAGCUCAGCUGCCGAGUGCAUGCCAGCAAGAAGAGCGCAACACAAGAAAAAGAUAAGAGAAGAAGUAGAAAAAUAGAGGCAUAGCUCAACCACUAGGAUAGUCUCUGUUCUUCAUGUGCUAUUAACCUUUCUGUAGAAGCGCAUAGAGAAUACGAUUUGUCUACGUUCUUACCAAAUACACAUUUCACAUUUAAUCAUGCAAGGCCUUGGUGAGCCUUUGUUCCAAGGACUUCCACAUUUUUGCACAGAUUAUACUCCGUCCCAUUCACUUCUGCAUUCCUGAGACUUUUAAUCCUCAUGUUUGUCUCACUUCUCAUGUGGUUGAAUAGAUUUUUAGUGUGGUAUUUGCUGUCACAUGAUUUUUCCUGGGUGAAUGUGCCAGCCUGCAGGUGCCUUAAGUCUUGUCCUGUCUGUCACUUUUCCUCUGGCUGUGGCUACAAAAGGCAGUCAUUCUGUUACCAGGUAUUGAAAAGGUGAAGUUUCCCAUUGCACUACACCCCUGACGUCUCUUGCUAAAAUAAUGGUAGGGGGAUAUUUUUCUAUGUUAAGCUAUAAAGAGUUUAUUUGAAAAAGUUAACAGGAGCCCACUUUAGUCUGCAACUAUCCAAAUUCAGCAGUCAAGGCUCAUUGGAAAACAUUGAUUAGCCAAUAUCUAAAAUGUGGGGAAAUAAAACCAAGUUUCACCACUGUGCUAAAGAGGCAGAAUUCUAGGUGUAUCUGGAAGGCCCGUUGUAUUUCCACAAUCCCACCCUGAGAGUUAGCUCACCACACUCUCUGGAUAUAAGACUGUCAGGCUUGCUUUUGGUACAUUUAUAAAUCUAUCCAACUCUUCAUCCUUAAAGCACUGUGAAACUUCACCUAAUAUAUAAGCAUGGUUACUGCAAUUAAUAUUUAUCUUCAGAAAGAUAAGUAUUAAAAUGAAUCAAAUUCUUAUCUUUCUUUCUUUCACUUUAUAGUGACCCAAACCUAAAUCUCUUUUGCCUGAAAAUUGCAAAUCGGGACACAUAAAAUGAAAUUAUAGGACCAUGUUUCAUCUUCUUUAAAAAAGAGAAAAAAAAGCUGGGAAAGAUUGUGAAACCAGAGUUUAUUAUUCUUACAAUCCUCUGUAACUCAAGUACAUACUGCAGGAGACAUUUUCCUAUCAUCAACGUGACAUUCACACCACACUUUCAAAGACAAUCGCUGAAAACCAAAUUGUCUUUCUGAGGUAAAAAUAUGCGGAAUGCCUGCCUGGAAUCUUUAUGCGAACUCUUAUUAGCCAGUGAAACACUUGCUUGCCAACUGGAGCCAGUUCGCUUCGUUAAGAGGAGACACCUCGCUUUGCAGUUGCAGUUGGCCAUUAUUGUAAAGUCAGUAUCUCAGAAUGAGAUUUCUCAAAGCUUUCUUUAAAUCUUCUACAGAUAUAUACCUUUAAAUUAUGGAAUACCUUAAAUAUUACAGAAAGGUAUAAAUAAUAAUAUAAAGGUCCCUCUAUAGCUAACACCGUUCUAGAAGUAUAGUCACUUUAAAUUUUUUAAACUCCACAAAUAUCUUUUUAUCUCUUUUAUAUAGUACUGGGAGUUGAACUAGGGCCUCAUGUGCUCGGCAUGUGCCCUGGCACCCCAGCAUCCCCAGCUCUUCCGUGUCUUUUUCUUUUUUUUUUAAUCUUUAUGACAUGAUGAUUUUCUAGUCUGACAGUUUUAAUUUUAACAUUUAGAGCAAAAAAAAAAAAAAACCUGUUUAAUUACUUGUGCAUGUUUAAAAUUGCAACCCAUGCCUCAGGAAUUCCAUAAAGUUUAUUUUACUUGAAUAGAAGUCAUCUUAAAAGUGAUUAAAAGAAGCCCUUAGGCCAUUGUCACACAGCCCCUCUGGGUCAGUCUGUGGCUUAUUGACUUUCUCCACAGGCAGUUUGCCUGUUAGAAUCCCCAAAGCUGGCAUUUUGGGGCCUUUCCCUUGCCCCCUGCUCUCACCUGGCUUCUCUUCUCUUGAGAUUCAUGGAGGCAGCCUGUGGAUCUCAGAAUUCAGUGGGCGCUCUCUAGCUCUGAAUCCCUGUGCUGCAAAUCAAAGGCUCACCUGUGCUGGUGACCUCGAGGAACGCUAACAGACAGUCGAGGUGAAUACAAGCCUGAACUGACUAAAAUGCUCACCGUGAAAUAUUUCAGGAAAUGUCUUUAAGCCAAAAGUAGAGUGCAGUAUAAGUAAGGGGCAGGAGUAAUGUCUAGAAAUGUAGACAGCAGAGGAAGAGUUUAUGUAAUAUUUAUACUAUAGAGCAAUAACAUCCUCCAUGUUUGUUACAUGUAACUACUUGUAACCAGAUGUUUACAUGCAAGAUUUAUAGGAAAAUGCUGCCCAUUCUUCCCUGAGGUGUUAAGGGCAGAGCUCCCUUGCUCGUAGCCUACCCAGUGCUUUCCUGUUGAGUCACCUCAGAGGAUCUUUACCAAAGAUUUUUUUAAAGUAAAUUUCUUUUUAAUAUAGACUUAUACUUUUAUAAUAAUGAAUGUGCACAUACUCAUAUACAGAAAUAUUUAGGAUUAGAUCUUUUUCUUUCACAAGGUCUCAUGCAAUAAAGUAUCCACCACAUUAUUCUCCAAUUACUUUAAUAUAUAAUUUACAUUGCUUUCUCGUUUUCUUCUACUAAGCAUUUGACUUAAGCAAUACUAAAUACUCUGCUCUUUGCUCUUUUAUCUACAUAAAGAUUUGCCUACUGUAGAGAUAUAAAGAUCUGUUACCUUAAUGAUUAUAUGCAUUGCCUUUUGAUAUAUUGCCUUACUUAUCAUUUAAAUACAUAAAUAGAAAGAUAUAAUGUCUGUAACAGAAAACUUAUAAAGUUAUACCUGAAUUGUUUAAAUAUCAAGAGCACAAACAUUUGGUUAUUCUGUAUAAAAUGAAACAUAUAAGAAAGGAAAAAACCCACCAUCAUGAGCUCUGCAGAGAACAUUUAAAAUAAUUCUCUUUCUAUUUCUGGAGUGGUAGGGAUGGAUCUCUGAAACUUGUGUAAAAUAGACAAGUGCUCUACCACAGCUAAACCUCCCAUCCAGAGUAAGAUUUCAUAGCUGUUUGGGUUCCCAUCUAAGCCUGGCUCAAUAUGGAGUCUGAUUGGCAAACAACAUUGCCUUUAGAACUCAAAAAUACACCCUCCCAAUCCUAGCUCAUGGCCUCAGUACUAGUGAAAUCCUGCCACCUCUGCAGCUCAAAGAUGUGGAUGUUUUCCUGUCAAUAGCACACUGUCCCUGUAGGAACAACUUGUGGUCAGAAUUGCUACGUGGGUUAUAUGCUGAUUAAGGACAUGAACUUAAAAACACUAAAAAUGCUGCAACAAUUUUAUGUUGGACUUGAACAGUGUGGAACAUAUUAACCAUAAAGAGCUCUCUUGCAUUUGGGCCGUUGGAAGGGGAGAGUGCUCUGUGAGGCUGCAGCAGAGCUUUAAUAGGCAGGAUUCUGAAAACACAACUACCAAGCAUCUUCAGAGUUACUACAAAUCCUAUUAAUGUGAACCAGUCAGGAAUAACAGUGUUAUUUCUAUUUGAUGUGGUUUAGGCUUCUCUUGUCAGAUCUGUGUCGGUUGCCCCCUGAUCCUUCCAUUCUCAAGUUUUGAAGGGUGUCAGGGAAAUUAUGGCAGCUGCUAGGGAGAUCUGAGAAACGCUGAUGUAACCUCCCAGCCUCUCACCAUCCCUCUUGGCUUGGAAAGGCUUUUUUUCCCCAUAUACAUUUCUAGAAAUAUUGCCAUUCUACCUUAGCAUUUCACAUUUGUAGAUUAAACAAGUGAUUGUCCAUCUGUUGCCUACAGCUACAGUACAUGUGUGUUAUGAAUGAAAUAUGACAGCAUGUUCCAUACCCCCGCUUCAGCCAUCUGUAGAAAACCAGCAACCGAAAAAGAUACCUCUGCAAAAUGUGCCUCAAGUCCUUGUCCUGGGAUGGCUCUUCUGGUGUGCUUUCACAAGAGACAAUCAAAAGCAAUCCACUAUUGUGCCUUAUUUUUUAAAAAAAAAUCUGUUUACACUUCUAUGACUAUUGCUCAGUAAUGGAAAUGCUACACACACACACACACACACACACACACACACACACACACACACACCCCAAUCUCAAAAGAUCGGUGAGAAAAAGACAGAGAGACAGAGAGGAGAGGACGAGAACACACUUCCAUCUUACUGUACCAGUUUGGAUGGACCUCAUAGCUCUAACAUAUGCGAGCAUGCUCACGGUUGAGGCGAUGUGUCGGCUGUUACUAGUCCUUAGGCUUUGGUCUCCCCCUGAGUUUAGGGGGAUACUAAAGGCAGAGACUUGCACCUGCCGGACCCCUUCUGCACUCACAUUUUUACAUUGUAUUAUUUGUUUGACUUAGGGAUAAACAAUUUUGAUUUCUGAGCAAGUUAUCAUCGUGGCACGACCUUGACUAUUUCAGGCCACGUGACUUAAUUGGCUGGUCAUUGGAAUGAAGCUGCUUGUGAUGCUGGAGGUUGGCUAGUAUGGCUUUAUUUCCGACCUUUAAAAUGAAUCUGGACAAAGCUACUGUGAUCUAAUGCAAGUGUUUCACCCCUCGCUCCCUUGCUUUCUCCUCUUCUCUCCUUUCCUGCCUCCCUUUAACCUCUCUCUCUACUGUGCCAACUAAUGCUGCCCUGUUUGGCCUUCUAGUAAGUUUAGUUAGGAUACAACAGCACUAUGAACUCAUUAAGGGAGAAUGGCUACCAGGACAUAUACCUACCAGCCAGAAAAAAAAAACAAAACUGCUUUAUGUGGACAUACUCUUUAGCUUGUGCUUAUUCCUAGAGGGAGGGGUGCUCCUUCAGGUGUACUUUAAUGAAUCUGUAUCAGGGUCUUAGCUAAUGGGGUAUUGCUUUAAAAUUAUCUGUAUAUUCCUCACCUAUAUGUAAAGUGAUCAUUCUAAGGCUAGACUAGGAUGCUGUGGGUUUUUUUUUUUUUUUGGUUUGUUUUUUUAAAUUAGAUAUUUUCUUCAUUUACACUUCAAAUGCUAUCCCCUUUCCUAGUUUCCUCUCCAAAAAUCCCCUAUACCCUCCCCUCUCCCCCUGCUCUCCAACCCACCCACUCCUGCUUCCUGGCCCUGGCAUUCCCCUAUACUGGGGCAUAGAAUCUUUGAAAGACCAAGGUCCUCUCCUCCCAUUGAUGGCCGACUAGGCCAUCCUCUGCUACAUAUGCAGCUCGAGAAACAAGCUCUGGGGGUACUGGUUAGUUCAUAUUAUUGUUCCUAGGAUGCUGUUUUUAAACUCAAAGUCACUUUCACCACAAAAUACUUAAUUUUUUUUUUUCGAGACAGGGUUUCUCUGUGUAGCCUUGGCUGUCCUGGAACUCACUCUAUAGACCAGGCUGGCCUCGAACUCAGAAAUCCACCUGCCUCUUCCUCCCAAAUACUGGGAUUAAAGGCGUGUGCCAUAACUACCCAGCUUAAUAUUUUUUAAUAAGAGAACAUCAUUUUGUCCCACUGCAAUGAGCUUGAUAAUUUUCUUUGUGGCAACAAGAAUUGACUCAGUACUUGUAAGGGGUAGUUUCAGCACUAGGAUUUUCUUUUUGUAGAGUAUACAUUAUUUUGUGGGCAUAUUUUCCCUUAGUACAGAAUAGAAAGAUACGAAUUUACUUUUCUGUUUUAAUUUUUUCUUCCUUAUGCAAAGUUUUUUAGACAAUAUUUUAGUUAGCCGCCAUGCAUAAUGACUAAUUGUAGAGAUCUUUGUAAAGGACAUAUUUUUAUCCAUCUUACUGGGAAAAAAAUGCUCAAAUCUUUGUUCUUUGCUUCUGAUUGGUAUUUGUUUUAUAGCAGGGUCUAGGCAGGAUGAUAAGUAGCUCUGUCUCAUAGCAUUUAUUAAAAAUUACCAUACUACAAGUACUCAAAUUAUUUUACAAUACUUAGGAUCAAUGGCUGAGCUAAAUUUUCCAAGCUACCCAUCCACUUAGGGACAAGAUAAAACUUAAUUCAUCUGACUGAUAGUCAUCUCCUGUGCCCCAAUAGGAUAUUGUUAAAUAGCUGCCAGUGUACUCCAUGAACUUGUCUUUGAACAUAACUUCUAAUUUCAGCUUUCAGUCCUAAAAGCAGAAUGCUGUAUUAGGAAUGCAGAUGUCACCAUGUCACCUUGUGCUCAAGCCAAGUGCUAGGAGGUCUUGUUGAACAUAUACUCAGGUGCUGUACCUGGGUGUACAGACCUAUGGUCCUUGUAAAGAGCUGCCUUCUCUAUUGCUUUCAUGACCGAUGGCCGUAGCAUUUAUUAAUGAAUAUGAUGGCCAGUGUGGAAUCCACUCAAGGCAACCCAGGCUACCUGAUGAACUACAUAAAAUCUCCUAAAUUCCAGACUCGUCACCUUUGUGGGUUUGAUACCACCAAGUACUUCAGCUUGUCAUUUAUUGACAGUGCAUGUUAUCUUCUGAUUCCAGUGACAUUACCUACUAGUUUCCUGACUAUUUCCGGAUUCUCUUUGCAUCUACUCUGUGACCCAGCUACUACUGUCUGUCAAGGCAGAUCAAAGCACUUUGCUUCAGAUUGAAAGGGAAAGGUAUAUGAAUCCUUCUAGGGCCACUGGUGGCCUCCAUGGAAGGGGAUUCCCUCCUAAUGAUAGAGCUAGGAAAAGACAGGUCAGCCAAGCUGAGAAUACAGCCCUCUUUAUCUUCUGGGCUGAUUUUUGUAAUCAUAUCUCACUGCUGGUUUUGAUGCCAAUAGAAUCAGAGUCCUCAGGAAGGGAGGAAGUGAGCUAAAGCAUUUUCCAUCUACAAGAGCCCUCUCUGCCUCAUAAAGUCCUUUCCCUUUCGCACCGUCUUCUCAAGGAUAACACUUGUCUGUAUUUCCAUGAUGGAUAGAGAAACAAGUUCUUGACACUUAGCAAGUUCUGCACCAAUAUUAGUCGUUGGUUUUAAACUCAUCCAUUUAUUACUAAUAUUUGUGUCUAAAGCAACUUCUGUGAUCAGUUUAUACUCCCCUUAAGACAGCCAAGGCUGAGAGAAACCCUAUCUUGAAAAAACAAAAAACAAAAAAGUGGAGUUUAUGAUUUAAAUUUUGUCCCCUCAGUAUCUUAGUUCCUUAACUGAUUUUGUUUUAACGGCCAUUGUUGGAUCUAAGAGGCUCAGGCUGACUGCAUUAAGAUCCAAUAGUCAGUUCAGACUUCUUCCUAGAAAUGAGUGAGGCAUGUGAAAGACCUCUUCACAGAGGCCUCUGUGGGAGUUCAGGGAGAUCAUGGAAGUGAGGACACCUGAGCUUGCUUACUGCUGACUGCAUUGGGACGUCAUAGUUAAGGCCCACAAGGACAACCUAGGCUCAUUUCUGCAAGGAUGCCCUGGCCAGGGUAUGGAUUCAGAAGUCUUCAUAGCAGGGAAAACUUUCAUAUAUUCAUGCUUCUUGAGAGGGGAAAGGCACCAAGAAAACCGACUGUUGAUCUCUUCUCAUCACGAUUACAGCGGAGGAGGGGUGGCUGGGCAGACACAAGAAACCCAUACAGUAUAGGUAGGAAAUAGCACCCUGUGGUCUUUGUUGGUGCAAAUGCAUUUUUAUUGGACCACACUACAUUCUCCUCUCUUGUAGCAAAUGUGCUGGACUUUUGAACCCUCAAAAACGAACAAGUGGGCUCUCUCUGCGUCUUUCUUCUUCUAGGAACAUAGUUAAGGCUCCCAGCCAUCUGCUUUACUUGGUGUUCCAGUUCCGUCACGACUCCUUGCUGCAUGGUGAAGUUUGCUUAAAUAGGGCCUGUGUCAAGAAACUCAUCAGCUUGGGAGGAAGUCCUGUUGUUUCAGCUACCUUGGUCAUUAAAACCAGUCUUCGGCUCUGUUUUUUCCUCGAUUCUCAAAACUAACCCACGAAACAUAAUAAAAUCCUGGCCUCCCCUUUUUUCUUCUUCCACUGUAUUUGUUUUGUUUUUUAACGCUGUAUUACUUUUAAAAACAACUUCCAUUUUUAGCUGAAGAGUACAAGUGCUUCAAAUUUAAGCACCCACUAAAAAAAGUCAAGAAGAUUUCCAACAGUCAGAUAUUAGAAUUUGUGUAAGUUUUGUUGGUGUAUUUCUAUCCAGAAAACAAAAUGUUCUGACAGUUAUCAUAUAGCCUCAUGCCCUACCUUAGUAACUGUCUUGUGAACAAUUUGUUUCAUUUAUCAGAUCCACUGAUAAUGACCUUUAAAAAAUUUGGGAAACAUCACUGUCGAUUCUCCAGCUUUUACAAAGAAAAGGUCAAAAACAAAAUUCAGUGGUACUGUUACUAAACUCACUACUUCUGAUCAGCUCUUCAGUACAAAAGGAUACUGUUCUUAAGGAAAGGGAUUGGGUGAUGCUAUGGUUUAUGUAAAAGUAUAUAAAUUCUCUCACUGUUGCCCAGGGUUACAGUUUAGCUAGCAACCAUUAGCCUUUGGAAGAACAGGGUUUUUUGUCCCUUCUGUAUCAGCUUUGAAUUUGAGAGCCCUGUCGCCAGAGGCUGCUAUCCGCCCUUGGGUAGGCAGCACCUAUGGGUGGAUUUCUAAGCUGUGAAAUAAUAAAAUUCCUGAGAGAGUUUCCAAGCUGCUUUCACACAUAGAAGAGCCCUGGGAGGAUGGUUAUUAAUAGCCCUGUCCUAGAAGCAAGGCUGAGGUUCAGAAUCCUUAAGUGUCUUGCCAAAAGCAAUCUAGCUGGUAAGUGUGAGAUGUGGGUAUUUACCUACCCCUUGUCACACAAGGCCCUGUUAGAAAAAUAUCCAUGGAAACCCACAACCAUCUAGUUAUCAGUGGCAGGUGGUAUAUGUGUAUCAUAUUGCUGCAGAUUAUUAAGAGAUUGCACAUGUCUGUGUCAUCUUGUGAGAAGCCAUGGGUCUCUGUGAUCACCUCUAUGGUGAUACCCCCUGAGCAAAGGCCACUGAAAACAGACAUCUGUGCAGAAGCACAUUGCAGCAAAAUUUCCCAGAGAGUUGCUUUACAUUCACUGGAAACAUCUCUGGACCUGUCAGGUUCAGGAUAUCAAUUGAGACUAUAUUAUUUCAAAUAUAGUAGUGUGCAGAGGUUACCUGAGUUUUAGGAAAUCUCUCCCUCCAAUGGACCGCAAUGUAUAUCCCAAAGAGACAGAAGCUGCUAUAGGUUAAAAAAACAAAACAAAAACCAUGAUUCUCUCUGUCAGCCCAAGAGUGUGCUGAGGCAACCAGGAGUUUCUAAUCAAACAAACCCAAGUCCAGAGGCCUUGAAAUGUCUAAACAAGUGCUAUUGAAUGAACAGACCUCCUGAAAUGUACCCUUCAUUGUAUCUAUGGGAUUAAUCUACCCUCAUCACAAGGAGCAUGACACUGUAUUCUUAGCACCAACAAAAACCCUGCUUGGAGCACCCUGGGUACAUUCUAGAAGUCAGCCGACAUUGCAGGUCAACAAAUCAACACUCUUCUUAGAGCUGACUUCCUCGUGAAUAUGCCUUCCAGGUGCAGUCUUGGCUUUCCUUUUUCUAUCUUCUGGUUGUUUGCUACAAGUUGAAAAUCCGUUGACUAAUUAAGAAAAUAUUCUCUGUCCACAUUAAAUCUGUCCUCAAUCUAGAAACCCUUUCAAAUGCCCUAGUUUGUAAGUUAGGCAUUUGUCUUCCCUAGAGCCUCUCCUCCAUCAGACCAAGAUUACCGCUCAUAAAAAAGAAAUCUUAUUUUAAAAGACUUUAGCUUUUUAGACCAGGAAAUUAAUAAUUCCUAAACCUGACCCAUUUUCAUAGCUUCCAGAAAGGAAAAGAAAAAGCUACUUAAAUUUUGUGUGGAUCUGUUUAUCUCUUAAAAUAUGUCCAGGCAAUUUGACGCAGGGGUAGAACGGGAGGUGUUUAUCUCUCUUGCUUGAUUCCUUCUGUUUCUAUGGGGAAAGCGGUAAAGACGAAGGACCCAGUGUUCUUUGGGGCUGGGUUGCCAUUUUUUAUCCCAUCUGCUUUGCUUCAUCGUGAUGAGGAGUAAUUCCUAGUUGCUCUCAUAAAUCCUCAUCCUCCAUCACAAUGGAGUAAAUAUAUUAAAUCUGAAUAUCUUUGCUCACCAAAUUACUUAGCUCCAUUUCUCAGUGGGGAAAUAUAAAGCAGGCAGAGCUGGCCUUCAAUUAUACACUUAACUCCUUCAAGCCCUUUUUGCUUUAUUUCUUAGGGGAGACUGUGUGAAAGAGAAACAACCUAGUCCCUCCUCAUCUUUUGGAGCCAUGAUGCUCACUUAGGAAUUACAGGAAAAGAAUGGCUUGGCUUGGCCAGGUCAUGUGAUCUGCCUAACGUGUUUCAUUCCUUCAAACACAGACUGAGAAAAAAGGGAGUUUCAUCAUUUAAAUACCAUCAAUGGGAACGGUCUCAUUUUGCCUAAGAUGGGAGCUAAUCUAGUUGGGUAGUAUUGCAUUGUAGUAACCUUUUGAGUUGUGCUUGGUUACUAAAAGAGUGGCAGAUACAUCAGCCUAUGGGAUUACACUACCAAAAGCCAUAGUGCCACAGACCUCAAUCGCUCACUGGCAAACUGAAUUACCCUGGACCUUCCUUCUACUUCAAGUGAUAUGUGUUCCAAACUGAUAUGUGUCCCAGAUGAAAUAGAGACUGAUCUAAUCAAAAAAAAAAAAAAAAAAAAAGGUUUGGCAGGGAAGCAGUAGCAAAAUCAUUUCUCAGUGACUGUCCUUUACCCAUGUGUGCACUUGGGACACCUGGGGACACUAGCAGACUACCUAAGACAUCUUUCCUCAUGAAUGAAGGGUAGAAGAGUUCCCCUCUAAGCGUUGGAGUCAAGUCUUUACUCCCUUCCAGAAAAUAUGUCAAGGAGAAAAUAGAAUUAUAGAUGGCACAUGACUGUCUGGCUCUUGUCUUAAGAAUGCUGUGUGGAAUUAUGUGCCUUACGCAAAACCUGAAACUUAGAAGCCAAGUUUUGUGCAGCGGAAGGGAGCACUGAGCUCUGUGGUGGCUCCGCGAAGUGACUUAGCCUGGGUUUUGCAUUGCCUUGUCUGGAUCUAUGCCUUUAUCGUUACUUAACAGAUUUGGGGCUUUUCUUUCUUUACCGCUAAGCAUGGGCAUGUGUGCAAUUAUGAGGUGAACUUUCUAAGUAGUAAGCCCUUGCCACAAAGUAGACGUUACACAAAGGCACAGAGCCCAGGGAUAGUAAUCUUGCCUGAGCUGCUCGCACAGGCUUCUUAUUCCAUGGCUUUGUCGCAGGCUUUUCUCUUUCUGUGCCAUCACCUUUGAGAAACAUGAUUGCACCUUCUCCAACUCUGCCUUUUUAACAGCUUCAGUUGAGUUGGCAAGACUUUCCCAGCUCUGAAUAUAGCCAUUUCCCGACUCCGGCCUCUGCGAGACUGAUUUCAAAUCUGUGAUCUUCUGUUCAGCGUACACAUCAGCAAAGUGAGAAGUUGGGUGCUAAAUAUAGGCUCUAUUAACUUUACUUUUAGAUGUGCUGCCUUCAAAGAGUGCCUAUUCUGAGCAACGUAAACGUUAUUCCUACAUAUGUAUGUACACACGGUACCCGGACUCACACUGUUCGGGCUUCACAAACACCAUCAGCAGGGGUAGGUGCUGAGAUAAGGAAGCAUCGCCAAAUUGAAGAGGGUGGCUCAUUUCCAAUCUCCCCUUCAGUGGCUACCAUGAAAUGGGCUAAAACAAGAGUCUCCUGCACUUCCUGCUGACACAGCCACUUUGCAUUUAUAUCCCAGGAAUAGUGGCAAAUUGCUGAGGAACCCGUAUUUCAUGGAAAUAAUACAAUCAUGAACAUUUCAUCAGGAGAGGGAAAGGCAAUUAAUAUGUGUCAUGUGUGUUUUAAAAACUAAGUAUUGCUAAGUUUUGAGUGUCAGCAGGUUUCUUUUAUCUUACAGGCUAACAUAGAGAAAACUAACGUCUUGGCUAUAGGGAGUGUAAGCUCAGGGGGCCAGGCAUCCCUGCCAGCUCCUUGAAGCAUUUUUACUCCAGCUCCUAAGAAUACCAGUCCAUGCUAUUUGAGGGCUUUUGUUCCUGGAGCUCUCUCUGUCAGCGACAGGAACUCUAGGUAUUUUUGAGGAGGCAGCAGCAUAGCCUGGGAGGGUGAGUGGUUACCCAGCAGUCGUGCUCGGAGGUGAGCCAGGUAGAUGUGCUGAGGUACAUGGAGAUACCGUAUGAUCGUACAAGGGUUGAACGGAGGACAUGAUUCCAAAAAAGAUUGUUCUCAAUGUGUCGUCUGACUCAACCAGCUGGCAGAUUACACUUGCCAAGUCGCUUCCUUUCCUUCUAAGUCAUUUGGCUCCAUAUUCCCUUGAAUAUGCCUGUGAGGAAAGUAAGAUGUGUCGCCCCAUCCACUUAGCCUUCCUGAAAGGACAUUAGUGAUGCCCUAGUGGUCACCAAGCUACCAUGAAAUGCCACCACUCCUACUCAGUUGUACCAAAUGCAAGUAGAGGGGACAAACUGUGGGAGACAGAUUUAGUGCCAUCGUGGUUGUCUGCCACUCUGCCCAGUAUGAUCCCAGCAACCCACGAGAUCUGAAGGAACAGGACUGGUGAGUAGCUUUAGGGCUAUGGCCGUACUUCUUUAGGAACGUCAUGAUUGGAGUCAGGUUGAUUUUUUUUUUUUCUUUUUAGAGGUGGGCAGUACUUUUUCCCAUUUCUCCUGUUACCUAUCUUUUGAUCUCUAUCUAAUCUCAACACUAAUAAUUUUCUGCUGUUGACCUGAUCAGAUUUCAGUGCUAGAAAAGAAUUCUAAAAUCUCUUGUGUGCUGUCCUCAAGUCUUUGGGAUACACAGGUACUCCUCCUUGGGAACAAACAAACUGAGACAGACACAGUGUGGCCUUGCUCUGAGUUUCAGUCUGGUGACUUGUGGCCAUGAGAGAGAGCUUGAUAUGAAAGCUAAGUCAUGUUUAAUGGGACAGGGUAAGGACAGGAGAGAAAAGCUGUUAGGCUUUCCCUGUGCUAAACCUAUCUCCUGGGAGCAGGCACUUCCUCCUAGCUAGCCACCAUCACAGCCUCACCAGCAGCAGCCUCAAGACUCAGUAACAUUUCCAACUUAGGAAAAGCUACACAGACGCAUAGAGGAUAUGACAUUGUUCAUCUGCAUGAUCCUGACAGAGCCUUGGUAUUUUCACAGUGUAAGCAAAUUGCAUAUCUUUGCUGUCUCAUAAACCAUCGCUGACAUCCCCACGGGAGCACACAUAAUCCUUUCUGAAAAUCAGAAGUUGUGUUACAAGAAAGUGGUUUGGGUAAUUUCUUUUGUAUUUACACAUUAUUCAAUUAUAUUAAAACAUGAUUUUAUUUACAUUCUAUCAGUUUUGAUUGUGUUUCCCCAGUGCUCAAUGAGAAUAAAUAUGAAAAUCACAGUUUUUUCUGUAAAAGAAUUACUUUAUAUUUAAAAAUCCAAUAAACUUCUCAUUCCACUUAA